GAGCACUGCAACAGCGAAGCCUCCCAUCCCGGCGAGCCAGCGAAUGCGCCGCGAUGGGGCUGCGCGGAGCAAACUGAAUGUCUCUCCGGCUCCGAGAGGGAGGCGGGACUGCGGGUUGGAUGCAGGCUCCGCUGUCUCCCAGGGUCACUCAGUAAACGCGGAGUUGGGGCUCUGCUGGAGUCACUUGGGCAGCUGCAAGGGAGGAGAUGGACUGACAGGGUGAAAGGAAGGGAAGGAAGGUGGGAAGAAGCUGGAAUUCCGAGGAAGGCAACGCUAAGCUCUCCCAAACGCAGACCAGAAACCGCACUUUUCCUCUGCUGAUGGUUUGCACAGCAGAUUUUUUCCUUGCAAGCCACCCUGUGUCUUUAUGUGCGUACGCGUCUCCUGGAAGGAUUUGACCAGAGAGAGAGAGAGAGAGUCUGCUGCUGCUCAUUUCAAGAAAUCCUCCCACCACUAGCCUAUCAACAGUGCUAUUGGGUUCCCCCCCCUUUUUUUUUGCAAAAACAGAAAACAAGAUACUUCACCAUGCUGCAGUGUUCCCUGGUCUUUUGCAAGCAAAGGUGCACCAAAGGAAAGUAAACUAAAAGCAAGACCCCGCCCCAGCCGGUGGGGGUUGGAGGGGCUUUGGUGGAUUUAAAAUUUAAAAUUAAAAAAACCAAAACUUGCCGAAAUCUGGACUUGGAGGCGGCCGGAGCAGGAAGAUUUGCCGGCACUGCAAGUGUCCCCAGGCAGAGCACUUUGAAAGAGUGAUGCCUUUGGAAAUGGAGAAGACCGUCACCAAGCUGAUGUUUGACUUCCAGCGGAAUUCGACUUCGGAUGAUGACUCAGGUUGUGCCUUGGAAGAAUAUGCUUGGGUUCCUCCAGGGCUGAAGCCGGAACAGGUUCAUCAGUACUACAGCUGCCUCCCAGAAGACAAAGUGCCCUACGUGAACAGCCCAGGGGAGAAAGCCCGUAUCAAACAGCUCCUUCACCAGCUGCCGCCACACGACAAUGAGGUACGAUAUUGCAACUCACUGGAUGAAGAGGAGAAGAGAGAACUCAAACUCUUCAGCAAUCAGAGGAAAAGGGAGAACCUGGGCAGAGGCAAUGUUCGACCCUUUCCAGUCACCAUGACUGGCGCCAUUUGUGAGCAGUGUGGAGGCCAAAUCAAUGGAGGAGACAUAGCCGUCUUUGCAUCGAGGGCAGGUCAUGGAGUUUGCUGGCAUCCGCCAUGCUUUAUAUGCAGCGUCUGCAACGAGCUGCUGGUAGAUCUCAUCUAUUUCUAUCAAGAUGGGAAGAUUUAUUGUGGCCGGCACCACGCGGAAUGCCUCAAGCCUCGAUGUGCGGCAUGUGAUGAGAUUAUCUUCGCUGACGAGUGCACAGAGGCUGAGGGAAGGCACUGGCACAUGAAGCACUUUUGCUGUUUUGAAUGUGAAAAGGUGCUGGGCGGGCAGCGGUACAUCAUGAAGGAAGGGCGGCCAUAUUGCUGCAACUGUUUUGAAUCCUUAUACGCGGAGUAUUGCGAUACCUGCGCCCAGCACAUUGGCAUUGAUCAGGGUCAGAUGACGUAUGACGGCCAGCACUGGCAUGCCACGGAGACCUGCUUUUGCUGCGCACAGUGCAAGAAGUCUCUGCUCGGGCGACCAUUCCUGCCGAAGCAAGGGCAGAUUUUCUGUUCGAGGGCGUGCAGCAUGGGCGAUGACCCCAACGGCUCGGAUUCGUCAGACUCCGCCUUCCAGAGCGCCAGAGCCAAAGAGUCACGGCGUAGCGCCAAGAUCGGCAAGAACAGGAACAAAGGAGAAGAGGGAGCCCCCAGCCAGGGCAGCAGCCAGCUGCAGGUGACCUCCAGCAGGCUGUCUACGGACGUGGACCCCCUCUCCUUGCAGAUGGACUUGCUGAGCUUGUCCAGCCAAACGCCCAGCCUCAACAGGGACCACGUAUGGAGGAGCAGAGACGAAGCCUACCACUACGGGAAUAAAAUGGAGCAGAGUCAGUCACAAAGCCCUCUGCAGCUCCUCAGCCAGUGUAACAUCAGGACUUCCUACAACCCAGGGCAGAGCCCAAGCAGCCAGCAGGAGCUGUGGGGCAAACAUUUCAGCAACCCAAAGAGGAGCUCCUCCCUGGCCAUGAAGGGACACGGCGGCAGCUUCAUCCAAGAAUGCCGGGAAGAUUAUUACUCAGGAAGGCUACGCUCGCAGGAGAGUUACAGUGACAUGUCCAACCAGAGCUUCGGCGACACCAGGGGGAGUUACAAGGUCUCCAAGUAUAACCAGGAGGAAGACAGCAGUCGGUCUGCACAGCAGUGCCGGACCAGGCAUCCAAUCAACGCACUGAAGUUCACCGAGGAACUGGCGCCCACAGAACAAACGCCACGGGGUUCGAUGGAGUCCCUCGCUCUUUCCAAUGCCACAGGACUCUCUGCGGAUGGUGGGGCCAAGCGGCAAGAGCAUCUCUCUCGAUUUUCCAUGCCUGAUCUAAGCAAAGAUUCUGGGAUGAAUGUCUCAGAGAAGCUGAGCAACAUGGGGACCCUGAAUUCCUCUGUCCAGUUCAGGAGUGCCGAGUCUGUUCGGAGCCUACUCUCCGCUCAACAGUACCAAGAUAUGGAAGCCAACCUGCACGACCUCACUAACCCCAUUGGGUACAGGGACACACCAUCCCGUGGAAGGAUGCACCAGAGCUUUGACUAUGAUGGUGGGAUGCCAGGGAACAAGCUGGCUGGGCAAGAAGGUGCCCGGCAUCCCCCCAUGAGCGAGCGCACUCCGAGACGAACUAACCUCCGAGAUGACGACCGGCGGUAUCGCCCCCACAGGCCGCGGCGGUCAAGGCGCUCCCGCUCAGAUAACGCCCUUCACCUCGCCAGCGAGCAGAGCUACAAGUUGAAAGAAAGGCCCUCUCUGCGAGCCAGGGAAGACUACGAUCAGUUCUUGCAGCAGAGAAGUUGCCGAGAGACCGCAGAGCAGGGCGCACGAAGAAAUCUGUAUGGCCAGUGUCCAAGGACCGUGUCUGACCUUGCUUUGCAGAACCACUUUAGCGAGAGGUGGGGACCCUACUUUGCUGAAUACGACUGGUGCUCGACCUGCUCCUCCUCCUCCGAAUCUGACAACGAAGGCUACUUCCUUGGGGAACCAAUCCCGCAACCCAGCCGCCUCCAGUACGUCACCGGCGAAGAGCUCCUUCACAAAUACGGCUCCUACAGCAUGCCUAAGUCUUCCACGCUAGGUGGUCGAGGACAGUUACACAGCCGGAAAAGGCAAAAGAGCAAAAACUGCAUCAUAGCAUAACCACGUUGCCCAAGCACAGUGUUGGAGAAUGUAACUACUUCAUCAACUUGCACUGUUGUAGGUCUUAAAAGUGCUUUUUAUUGUAACGGAAAUACCUGGCGAGCGGGGAGCUGUAAGAAGGAGGUCAUAGACAAGGGUCUAUAAAUAGUCAUAAUCGUUGGCAUGGUGAAUAUGUUUUGCACAUUUUAUUUUGGGCAUGGAGGGAGGGAUAAAAUUUAUUUUAGCAUGUAAUCGUCACAAAUUUACCUCCUUCCCACAAGUAGCUGCCACCCACUUAAUACACAGUUCACCCUCAUCUUUUAAGUUGCCAUUGUUUUCUAUAACCAGCAGUUAGCUUCUAGUUAAUUUUUUUUCUCUCUCUCUUCUCUCUCUUGUUUUUCAUUUUCAUCACCUGCUUUUGGCCAUUCUCCUGCCAGAUUGUGUAAGUUAUUUCCAUUAUUGUUCUGUAAAUGCAAAGAAAAUGAGAGUUUGGAGAAAAAUAUUUUUGUAUUUUGUAAUAUCAGAGGAAUUUCUGUAUCUUAGGAGUCCCUGGGAAACUCGUGUGUAUCCAUCAUGCUUUUCAGCUAGAGCUAAACGAACAGAGCUUCAGAACCCUUUAUCUUUUGCCAUCAGAUUUUUUUUUCUGGAUCAGCAAGGCUUUCCUUUCUGCACCUGCUUUAAAAGCAAAAGAGCCUCUUCUAAAUACAUUAGCUCUUGCGGAGGCCUACUGGGUUGCUUUUAAAAAAUAGUAAUAAUAAUAAUGAUAAUAAUAAUCUACUAACACUUGCAUUUUAUGUUAUUCUGUAAAACAAAUACAGGCGUCUGUUACCGAAACAAAAUAAAAAAAAAUAUGUUGCUGUUUUUCCAACUACAUUUAAGAAAAACCCAUAACCACCAAAUGUUUGGAAAAGAACCCAGGUCUAAGAAGGAAGUUUACAUCUAUUUGGAGAGGGCUGGAGUCGCUAAAAAAAAAAUUCAGCUACUUUUGGGAGGAUAGACCGAAACAGUUGUAAAUGGUGCAGUUGUGUGGUGUCAGCAUGAAGUUGUUUUGAGUAUAGAAUUGUUUUCUGGUGCUCUAGUUUCCUGGCAUAUGUAAACUGCUGUUCAUUACCAAGAGGUAUCUUCAACACUGCCUUCUUCUGAAAUUCAUAAUGAAACGAAUACAUCCUAAUCAUGUCAGACGUAAAGCCUACCCUUGGGAGAUAAACACUUCAAACCCAUUACGAAGGCAGUUUGAAAGGCCUAUCCUCAGGGUAGAAUGGAGUCCAUUCUUUGGAAGUAGAACAAAGCAACAACCGCUUCAACAUGGUAGUUAUAUACAUAGGGCUCAAAGUGUAUUGUGUGCUAUGGUGGAUGUGAUUUUUUUCUCUGUAUGCUUUAAACAAUUGGGAGAUUGACACCCAGACGUGUUCUAUAUUGUUUUCAGAUGAGACAGCGGGAAAGAAGGAAAUUCUUUUUUUCUUCCCCCCCCCCUUUUGGUUGUUGUACUUUUUACUAUAGGGCUGUAAAACGGGUUUCAGUAGACCCCCCAGCUAAAUAGGAUCUUGCCAGCUUACAACACCUGUGGAGAACUGGAUGGCUCUGUUAGAACAAGAGUCAAUGGGAUGGCAAAACCCAAAUUGGUGUGAGUGGAAUGGGGCAGACAAGCAAGCAGACAGGGGUGGGAGCCCUGACUCUCCAGCUGGACCUAAGAAAUCGGGUCUUUGGGCUUGCUCCAGCUCCACUGUAGAACAGGCCUUGGAUCAAUGUACUUGUAAUGCUGAGGGAACAGAUGGCCUUGCCUAUUGGAAAGCAGUGACUUGGAAGGAAAUCUCAGAUGCGGAUGUAUCCAUAGCACAGCUAAGAAUCUUUCUGUUGUGCAUAAGGAGAAUGUGAUAAUUAUGGUUUUUUUUUCCAAAAAAAAAUAAAGAAAGAAAACGAAAGAAGGUGAUGUAUAAAAAGAAAGACUUUCUUGGCUUCGGUGAUUGAACAUAUUGGCCCAAACUGAAAAUAUAUUGGUGUUUUUUUUUUACAGGAGAUUCUAUUCGCUGUCAUCUCAUUAGGGGGUAUAUAUUUAUUUCCUUUUGACUCAUUUUAUGCUUAGUGGAAUAGAAUCCACAGUGUCUAUUCUGAUGUGCCCCAUUAACAGCUCACAAGAACACAGUUCCCAAUGCAUUUCAAUGCAGCUUAAGCACACAAAGCUGUCCAUGACAUAUAAGAGGGCAAGGGAACUUGUGUGGGCUGCAGGUUCACCCCAUAACCCCUGGAUCUUGGGAAUGCCCGUACGGUCUGCAAUAAACAUUUGACUUACACUCACAGGUGGACACAUGCUGCAAUUUCCCAUUUCGUCUAUCACACAUUGUUGACUAGCCAUGGUUUGUACAAACUGACACUUCCUGUGUUGUUUUUUUCACUUCUUGGGCAGAACCACGAUGACCAUGCUAACAACAUUAAAUGGAUUAGAAAUGGUAGACAUAAACGGGAAAUUUAGAGGGGGGGAAAACCUAGAUAUGGUUUACUAACUGUAUGAGCAUGAUUCAUUUAUGCCAGGGUGGACCCUGUGGCCCUACAGACAUUGGUGGACCCCCAGGUCUCAUUUUCCCUGACCCUUGGGCAUCCUGGCUGAGGCUGAAAAGGGUUGGCAGUCCAAUGACACCUGAAGAACCACCCCUGAUUUAUGCCCUGGUCAAAUCAGUUCUUAAGUUUGCAUUAAGGCAUCAAAAAGUUGGCAUAUUACAUAUUAGGCCCAAAGCAACUAUUGUGACUGAACCUCCUGGAAAGCAAUGAUACUAGUACAGUGGUACCUCUACUUAUGAAUUUAAUGCGUUCCGAAUGCACAUUUGUAAGUCGAAAAAAAUUGUAAGUCGAAUCCCAUAGGAAUUCAUUGGGAGAAAAAAUUCGUAAGUAGAAGCAACCCUAUCUAAAAAUUCGUAAGUAGAAAAAAUCCUAUCUAAACCACAUCCAAGAUGGCGGAUGGAGCUCCAUUCGUAAGUAGAGUUAUUCGUAAGUAGAGGUACCACUGUACUAGUGCUACUACUAUUAGCACUAAAUUUUAUUUAUGAAACAUUUUAUAUGAAAAAUGCAGCCUGCAUUGAACAGUACUACAAGUACAUACCCUAACUACGUUUUAUGCAUUCGUUUUUUAAAUGACCAUUUUAAUAAUAAGAUCUUUAAAAAUGCAGUUUAUCAAGGUGUGACUCAAUCAGACAUGAUUUGAGGAUUGCUGUCUAUAAAGCUGCAAUUUUCAGCCCGCUUACCUGGGAGCAAACCCGUUUAACUCAACAGGACUUGCUUCUGAGUAAACAUGCAUAGCAUUAGGCUGUAAAUCCCUUAGAUGUCUUUAAUGUGCAGUUUUCAGAUAACCAAAGGAAUGGUUUGUAUUUUGGAGGGAGUUGCAUUUGCAUAAUACCUUUAUCGGUAGUCCAUAAUUGCCAAUAAUUACAUAUAAUUACUCCAUGAAAUUACAUACAGAUUGUUAAUUGGGGACAGAUCGUUAACUGGUGUUAAUCAGCAUAUUCCAGGGAGGUGUAAAGAUUCAUGGCGAUGCAUCAAGGAGAGGGAAAACACGCAUGUGCUGAAUUUGACAACCGUCACUCUCUGGUGCACUGGUGAAAUCCCCCAAAUACCAAAUGUAAGCCUGUGAUUCCACCCUUAACUUCAUAAAAAUUUCUAUAGCAAUUUUAGAGGUUAAUGGUGUCAGUCAAAGAAAGAAGGAAGUAGCCAAGAGUUGGCAACAUGUUGAAUCCUUUAUCUGUCCAAAGAACAGAUUAAGAUGUGCGAGUUGGCAAGUGGAAACAAUUUACUAAUGCCAUGGGUACCUCAACACCAAAUACUAUUGCGUGGACAAAGGCUACAUAUAGUCUUAAUAUUCCAUGAAGCCAGGCUAAACCAACAGCUCAAUUCUGCACAUGCCUCUUGAGAAGUAAGUCUUACUGAGUUUCAACAGGACCUACUACCAGAUAAGCAUAUAGUGCAGCCUACCAAACACAAUAAGACUUCCAAGUAAUGAUGCCACGGUUGGUCAACAAGAUGUAUAAAGCUGCUUAUAUGAAGCCCAAACAGGCUGGCUGGUCAAGUGAAUUCAGAAGGCCAGGGCAGCUACCUUUGACAGGGCAAGUCAGUCCCAGAGUGUGUGCCAGCUGUGUGCCAUUAUCAUUUCCCAACUGAGCUUGUGUCCAAGUCACCUUAUCAGAAAACCACCUAAAUGAGUGUUUCUCUCCCCACUCUAUGUGUGUGUGUGUGUGUGUAUAAAUCCUGCACACAUUAUCCAUCUACACAUACCAUCUUUCCUGCUCCUAUUAGACGCAAUUGGCUGUUGCCAUGAGAUCAAGUCCACAUAAGUCCAUUGAUUAGAAGCAUGGGGAAGACAAUGUGAAUGGAAGAAGAAGCCUUUACACCAUCCUUGCUAUCCUUGUACCUGGCUUCUCCCCUGGUGCUUGAGUGGAUAUUUGCCUGGAGGAUGAACCCGGCCAUAGACAGGUCUAAUGAAUUCCUCCAGGCUUAUGAUAAAUACAGAUAAAUACCUCGGUUUACAAACACAAUUGGUUCUGGAAGUCUGUACUUAACCUGAAGCGAACUUUCCCAUUGAAAAUAAUGGAAAGUGGAUUAAUCCGUUCCAGACGGCCCAUAGAGUACUUAACCUGAAGCGUACUUAACCUGAAGCGAGCUUUCCCAUUGAAAGUAAUGGAAAGUGGAUUAAUCCGUUCCAGACGGGUCUGCGGAGUACUCAACCUGAAGUGUACUUAACCCAAGGUAUGAGUGUAAUUGGUUCCAGAAGUCCGUACUUAACCUGAAGCGAACUUUCCCAUUGAAAGUAAUGGAAAGUGGAUUAAUCCGUUCCAGACGGUCCUUAGAGUACUUAACCUAAAGCGUACUUAACCUGAAGCGAGCUUUCCCAUUGAAAGUAAUGGAAAGUGGAUUAAUUUGUUCCAGAUGGGUCCGUGGAGUACUUAAACUGAAAAUACUCAAACCGAGGCGUACGUAAACCCAGGUAUGACUGUACUACAGAUGAAUCACUGGUGUUAAUGAAUUGGAUCCCAAACAAGUGGAAGCUAAAGCAAACCACACCCACAUUUUGGGGCCAUCUGUACUCUACAGAGAAAACUGAGGGUUGGCUCCUGUUACAAAGGCUGCGAUCAAAGCAAGACGAAAGCAAGGACACCUAGACAUGCUUUUAUUGCAAGAAGUCCAUCAAUGGAAAGGGUUUGCAGAAAAAGAAUUCUAAGGCAGCAGGGGCUUGGAGAGAGCAAUUUAGUGCACUUGGGUCAUCAAAAUGCAGGGAGUUGUGAUAAUCGGAGCUAAGAAAAUGACUGUAUGUCAUAAGAGAAGAAAGUCCCUUGGUGGCAGGCAGGUAUUGUAAUAGGCAGUUUGUAAGGAGAGCCGAUGCAAGUAGAUAAAUAGGAACCGCUACAGCGGGAAGGUAAACGGCGUUUCCAUGUGCUGCUCUGGUUUGCCAGAAGCGGCUUUGUCAUGCUGGCCACAUGACCUGGAAGCUAUACGCCGGCUCCCUCAGCCAAUAAUGUGAGAUGAGCGCACAACCCCAGAGUCGGUCACGACUGGACCUAAUGG
This is a messenger RNA of Zootoca vivipara (common lizard), 8786 nucleotides long. RefSeq names its product prickle planar cell polarity protein 2 (gene PRICKLE2). Gene Ontology annotation, molecular function: zinc ion binding. Lineage: Eukaryota; Metazoa; Chordata; Lepidosauria; Squamata; Lacertidae. The record is from RefSeq and is a predicted model, not a curated record.